AUGAUAAGUCUCGUUAACUGGAACUUAUUUUUAUCUAAAUUUACAGUAUAUGGAUUUAACACUAUCAAUACAAACGAGGUGAAGUUUUUGAAAACCGUUAGUUUUAAAAAACACGGUAAACCAUUAGAAAAUUUCACACUGUUACCGUCAUCAAUAAUUGAACAGAAUAUUUCUAAUGAGUAUAUGUUAAACGAUCACCCAUUAUCUGUACUUAAUUUUAAUAAAUACCAAAAGUUCUCCUAUCUAAAUGAUAUGCAACCGGAAAAUGUUGAUAAUUCAAAACAUCCAUUAUUAUCUGAUCCAUUGUUUGAUCCUUCAAUUCUUACAGAUACUGCUGCACGUGUCAUUCAAUCCAAUCGUUGUACAACGGAAGAACGUCAAAAACGAAUACAAUGUUUUGAAGUACUACCUGCAGAACAAUAUGCUAUACCAUUAGGACAUACUGUGAAUAUGCAAUGUGUUGUUUUAAAUCAACAUGGCAAAGUUCAAUGGCGUGCGAAAAAAAUACUUCUUGGUUAUGAUCGUUCUAUACCGGGUUAUUCAAGAUUCAGAAUAAUUGGUGAUGUUGGACGAGGAGAGCAUACAUUACAAAUCACAGAUGUUCAACGUGAUGAUGCUGGAGAAUAUGAAUGUCAAGUUACGCCAGUCCCGGUUAACAAUCAUCCAUUAUUGAGAAGAAAAACGUAUUUAGAAGUUCUUAUAAAACCAAAUGAACCACAAAUUUUUUAUCAAAAUGUACAGUUACCCGACAAAAAAUUAAUUAUAUCUCAACCUGAUCCUAUUUUACGUAUUAGUUUGGUGUGUUCUGCUGCUGGUGGACGACCAGCUCCAAAUUUCAAAUGGUUACUCAAUCGUCAUGAAAUACCGAAUUUGGAAGUAAAAUCUAAAACACCAAUGAGUCCUAAUGAAGUUGCAAAAAUGAAUAAUUUGCUCAAAGUUUGGGGUAAAUUACAUCCUAUUAUCACUGUUGAAGAAAAUGGAGAACAAUCCACUAUGAGUAUUCUGAAAGCUGGUUUAGAAGAUGGUAAUGAAAUUGUAUGCAGUGUGUCAAAUGCUGCAACACAAAUUAAUCAUGAUCCAAUGAAACGUAAUUUAUCAGUAGCAAUUACCGUAGAUGUUCACACUCCUCCUGGUCCUCCAAAAAUUGUCAGUCCUGAAUCAAAUCAUGUUUAUCUAGAUGGUGAACAGUUACGUGCUGUGUGUAUUUCCUCACCACCUGGUAAACCGUUAGGUGGACUAUUUUGGAGAUGGUUAAUAAAGCCAAGUCAAGUUGAUGACAGUGAUAUUCAAAAAAUUAGUGGAAUCGGGGGAAAAGGCGGUGCUAGACUCAGUGAUUACACAUCAGUUGAAGCUUAUUUACGAAGUUUAGACAGUAGUAGUGAUGGUGGUAAUGGCCCCUCACAGAAAAUGCUUAUACCAGAAACAUCUAAUCAUUUACAGCAAGGUGAUUUCAUUUCUGAAGAUGUUCAACCGCUGCACUAUACACUUACUAAAGAGAAAGAUCAAUUGGUAAAUACACUUAUCAUUCAAAGAAUUACUCGUAAAUAUCAUGCUGCCAAACUGAUUUGUGAAACUGGACAUCCUGUAGGUUCAGCUCAUCAAACAAGCAUUACAAUACUUGUAAAAUAUGCACCAGCUAAUGUUACAAUUUCGGUAGAAACUGGUAGUAUCGAUGAUGAUCAUAAUAGUGGACGUCGAGAAAAAGUGGCCUAUGCUCGUGCCGGUGAGACGAAAACAUUUAUUUGUAAAACUGCUCCAUAUUACGGACAAGCAACUAUUAAAUGGUUGUUCCAGUCAGCUGGCGCCAGUAUAACAACACCUCCCAAACAAUUGGUUGAUAAAGCAGUCACCUUCAAAACACCUGAUGGAGAGAGUUUUUAUCAAGAGUCACGGAUUCAGUUUACUGUCCGGCCAGAAGAUGAUAAAAGUUAUAUAGAUUGUCUUGUUUGGAGUGUUGGAGAUGCACGCGUUGAUUCAAGAGUGCGUUUAGAUAUUAUUUAUCCCCCGGAUCCACCUAAAAUUACCGGUUAUAAGAGUGGCCAACCAGUGAACAUGGCUCAUCUUUUGGAAUUAUCAUGUACUACCACAGGUGGUAAUCCAUUGCCUGAACUUCAGUGGUAUAAAGAUAAAAAGCCGAUCACAAACAAUGUCGAACCAAUAGUUGUUGGAAAACAAACCACUGCAAAACUAAAGAUUGCACCACAAAAAGAAGAUAACGGUGCUCAAUACCAUUGUUCAGCUCGUAACACAGCAACAAAUAAUGAAUGGAUCGAUAGUGAGGCGUUAAUUUUAAAUGUUUUAUUUCCACCACAACGAGUGAGUCUUAAUUUCGGCGGUAAAUCAGUAGUUCAAAGUGGUGAACAACUUGUUAUCAAUUGUCAGGCUGAUAGUUCAAAUCCAGUUGCUGUUAUCACAUGGCGUCAUUAUCAAUGUGGACCAGCGCAUGCAUUUUAUCGACGUCAACUGUUACAGCAACAACAAAAGUUACCAAAAGCUAGUAGUAAUACAAAUGAAGGUGAAAAGUGUAAAUUAUUGGAAUUAAAAGGUUCCGAUGAAACACCUAUUCCUGGAGCAUCUGGUGGUUUAUUAGCCAGAAGUCAUUUGUGGUUACGUCCAACUUGGCGAUAUCACAUGGACUUUAUUGAAUGUCAAGCAGAGAAUCCAGUCUACGGUCCACCUAUAUGGCAUGAUCGACUUCAGUUAAAUGUUACAUUUGCACCACAGUUUUAUGGUCUUCAAACUGGUGAUCAACGAGUAAUACGAGAAGGUGAAACAACUAAUUUGGACUUUGGAUUAUAUGCAAACCCUCCAGUUACAUCUGUUUCAUGGUUUCGUGAUGAUCAAUUACUUCCAUUUGAACCAAAAGAAACUGAUAUAUGGCAAGGUGUUUUUGCAGCUGGUUCCGUUGGAGAACUAUUGUCAUUACAUAAAAUUAAUCGAGAAAAUAUGGGUAACUAUACAGUGAUAGUUUCCAAUACACAGCAUGAGUCACGAAGUACAUUUUUUUUAAAUGUUACAUAUCCAGCAAGUAUCGUUGGGAAACUUGAAGAGAACAUUACACAGACAAAUAAAGAGUACGCUGCUUUAGACUGUAAAGCCAACGCAAAUCCAGCUAUACCUGGUAAAAUCUUCACAUGGUAUCGUUAUUUUCCACCUAAAGGAUGGACAGAAGAAGUAGAUGAGGGUGCAUUACAAUUAAGUGAACCAAUUUAUUGUAAUCAGUCUCAAGCAAAUAAAUCAAAAAUGUUUGCUCAAUGUUUUCAACAAGAUAAAUUUCAUAUUUCUAGUACAUUUUACAUUUAUCAACUUACAGAAGAUGAUGUUGGCAAAUAUAUUUGUGAGGUCAAUAAUGGAAUAGGUGAACCAGUAAAGAAAACAUUUAAUCUUUUACAUCAUUUUCCUCCAAAGAUAAUUCAAUUGCCUCGAUAUACAAAAGCAGCUGGUGUACAAGGUUCCAAAGUAUGGUUAACCUGUUACAUUCGUACAGAACCAAUUCCACAAAUUGCAUGGCUCAAAGAUAACAAACUUCUUUCGAUGGAUGCGUUAAUUCAAAAUAAAAAGUCAGAGAGUAGAAACGACAUAAGAAAAUAUGAAGAUUUUCUGACGCAUAUACGUCCUGGCUUAUAUAAAGCUCAGUUAGCUGUCAACGAUAUCAGAAAAUAUGACUUUGGUUCAUACAAGUGUCAGGCUGCUAACAUACAAGGUGAAGCUCAUUUGGAAAUUAAUUUAUCUGGAACAUCCACUCCAGAUGUCCCGAUAAAUUUUCGUCUUCUAAACGCAACUCCAACAACUCUACAUGUUGCCUGGACUCAAGGUUUUGAUGGUGGAUUGGCACAAACGUUUCAGGUUCGUUGGCGUGAAGUUGGUUCAGUUAGUUUGUACAAAUAUGCUGAUGUAGCAUCGAAUGGUAAUCGAAAUGGAGUUGAAUACUUAAUCACUGGCUUAAAACCUGGCAGUGAAUACAUAGUCAGUGUGAACUCGAUGAAUUCAAAACAUGGAGCUAGUGCUUAUACAGAUCCUAUUAAUUUGAGAACCUUAUCAUUAGAUAAAUACAAAGGUCAUGAACCGAUAACAUCCUUAUCAAAUGCUGGAUAUUCCGACGAUAAUGCCCUAUUAAUCAUAGUAUCUGCAUGUGUAUUUGGAUUUGUUGUUCUGCUUGUGAAUGUUAUCGUCAUUAUUUUCUUAAUUAAACGACGUCGUCAUCGAGAUAUGAUGAGAAGACAACAAUAUAAAUCAUCGGAUCAAGGAGUUACUAUGGCCAAUGGUAUAGCAUUAACACGAAAUGAUCAAUCUGCGACUGAUAUGAAAGCACAUCUUCAAUCAUCGUUUAUCGAUCAAAAUGAUAAUUUUAUAGAUACUACUGAUAUGAGUACAACAUGUAUAUGUUGUCCUCCUAAAAAACCAAAACUCAUAAGUUCAGGUUAUGUAAAAGCAGACUCCUAUGGCAAUUUUUCCCGUACACAUGUUUAUGCACCUCAUGAUACUUGUCCAUCUCAAUGCUCUCAGCAUAUACCUGCAGAUGUUGGUCAACAAGGAUAUUUGUCGAACCAUACCACUACAAGCAGUAUUCCAGAUUUUAAUCAUUUAACUUCUAAUCCAAUGACAACAGGUUAUCCAGUUUGUCAUUUAGCAUCUCCAAAUCCGUAUUACAAUAACACACUGAAUUACCCAAUGACUCGUCAUAGUUCUACGGAACUUGGAUUAGCUUAUUCCUCAACAAACCCAGUUAAUCAAUCAAAACGUGAACAUGGGAGUAUAAAACAUUCCACUCGCUAUGGUCAACACACUCCAAGGCAACCGAAUCAGUCACGUUACUAUGGUACCAAACCUAAUCUUGGAGGUACGCGUUAUUUUUGUUCAUCAAGAGAAGUUAUCCAGUCGAACACAUCUCGACAAAAUAUACCUCAUUAUGAAAAUCGACAAAGUGUAAACAAUCUUUCUCAUGCAAUAUCCAGUGAAAUAAUUACUCAUCAAAACCAAUGUAAUUGUGAUCAACAAUUUUCUAUGCAUAAACCACAUCAAAUUCAAUAUCACAAACGAUUACCAUAUUCUUGUUCUACUUGUUUGAAAUCAAAAUCAAGUUUACAUAAUAGUAAGCAGUCAUUUCAUACACUUAACACUCAAAGCUCUGUCAUUGAUAAUUUUUCUGAAGAGGACAAGGAUUCGGAUCGUAGUCGUUAUGUGGAUCAACUUAGACGUAUUCAGUACAGUGGUGGGCCAACCGCUCAGCUUUUAUUAGGUGAUAUCAACAUACAUAGCGAUCAUUCAAGUCCUGAUUCAAAUUUAGCACCUGCUCAAGAGGAGCAUAAUUUAAACAGAUUUGAAUCGAAAUCCAAAUUAAAUUUGCGCAAGACUGAAUCGUCAAACAAUGCUGAGAAUAAUCACUUUACCUCCAACUUAAAUCAAUAUAACCAACAACCAGACGGUUUAACAGACGAUGGAAAACUUGAAACAUCAAGAUUAUUGUAUUCAGGUCAGUUUAGCCGUGAACAACAACAAAAUCAAUAUAUUUCUGAUGGCUUCUCUGCAAUUCCAAAUGUAGAUAGAAGUGAGAUUAGGUCAACUCAUCUAUCUGACUGUUUUGUCUAACAUCUUUUAUUUUCUUUCUCUCUCUUUUUAAAUUAACUUCUGUUUUGUAAAUUGUUGCUUCAAACUCACUUUCUUUACUAAUUAAUAUUUCCGGUUUAUGAGUUGAAUGCUACAAUUUAUAAGCAAUCUAUAUCUUUUACUGAUGAAAACAUUUUCAAUAUUCGUAAAUUACUUAGUAUUUCGAAUAAUACUUACUUUCCUAACUAACAUUCCUCAUAUGAUUAUAAAUUAAAAAACAACCCAAUCAAGUUCGUUCUUACAAAACUACAUUACAUGAGUAUUUGUGAAUUCUUUCUCAACCUUUUGUAAUAUUUCAUAUUCACACUUGUAUAACAAUGUAAAGUUAAACAUUUCUGGUUAAAUUUUAGUGUAUUUACGAUGAAAAGUCGCUUUUGAAUUGUGUAAUGAUAAACUCCUAAUUUCACAUCAGUCUAAUUUGAUAACUGACAGACAAGAGUUGGUGUUGUUUUUCUUGAUUAGCUGAAAAAAAAAGGACUUGUAGGUUGUAAUUAUUCAUCUCAACUUUACGAUGUUACUAUAAUUAUUAGUUGUAUAAGCAUGUGAUGAUUGUGAGACUAUAAUUUUUCACAGAAAAUAAAUUAUUUUCUCUCCUAAUAUUGGUCAUUAUUUUUGUUAGAG
Messenger RNA from Schistosoma turkestanicum, 6228 nucleotides. NCBI's taxonomy places the organism in Eukaryota, Metazoa, Platyhelminthes, Trematoda, Strigeidida, Schistosomatidae. The record is from the annotation of a GenBank genome assembly.